Messenger RNA from Dentiscutata erythropus, 6222 nucleotides. NCBI's taxonomy places the organism in Eukaryota, Fungi, Glomeromycota, Glomeromycetes, Diversisporales, Gigasporaceae. The record is from the annotation of a GenBank genome assembly.
AUGUCACGUUCUUCUGGGAGUAAACAAGAAACUGAAAAUCAACCAACUCUUCGAUCUGGAAUCUAUCUAUUAAUGGUUAAUCCUGACAUUGGUUUAGUAAUUCAUUGGCCUGAAAUAGGAUGUUAUGAAGACAAUGCUUCAUCACAAAAGAAGAAGAAUAUGACUAAUCUUCACAGAUAUCUUACUAAACUCACCGAUCAACAAAUUUGUUUUAUGAGCGAAAAGGAUUUGGAAAAUUUCAAUUGGGGCAUGGAAAAUGAUGAACAAGAUUCAGACGAUGAAGAAAAUAAUAUGUGUUAUGAAUUUGAAGUUAAAAAAAGUCAAGAAGAACAAGAAGAUUUUAAACUACACCCAGGCUUUACGAUUAAUCUUUUAUCCAACGUAAAGAAAGAAUUAGAAAACAAGAUUGACAAUUCAUUAACUCCUAUGGUUGUCGAAUCUGCUUACAACCAAACAUUCAUUACGCGGAAAAAGAUCACGUCCGCCUUCACUAUGAAAAGACUAACCCCAACCAUACACAAAUCCUCGUUUAAGAAAGAAUUCCAAACCCGUGCGCAAGGAUAUGCUAUAGAAAUUGAUCGUAGAAUGAAGAUGAAAGCUUUAGAAUUUUUAAUUAAGAAUGGAUUAGAUCAGGAAAAGGAACUUUUGAGUCCGUUACGGGAUGCCAUCGAUGUAGCAAAAAAGGACAAUGAUUUAAAAAAAGAAAUAGAAAAGAACGCUAUCAAAACAGAUGCCGAACACGUUACAGCUAUGUCACGAGAAAAAGUGAGAGAACUAUACGGUGAAUUUGAACUUCGGUUCAAUAAAACAUCAAUAGAAGCUCCAAAUGUCCAAAUUGAAGAUUCUAUCGUUGAGCGUAUUAAUGCUAAAUAUCCUGAUAUGCAACAGAAAAUUACGAGAGUAACCAAAAUUAAUUCUAAUACCUGGAAAAAAUUAAAGACGCGAUAUUUUUUUGCAAGAUUGAUCACUACCCAAGCAUAUAAAGCAAAUACAGAUACAACUGAUGAGAAUAAAAUCGAGAUUGGUCAAUCUACCCUUAAACUAUUGUAUUCCAUAUUUAUGGAUGAAGAAACUGAUAUGCAUAAAGUUGUUAAAAAAUACACUGAUAAAAAAUACUCUGAAGCUCAAACAGGAUUCAUCAACAUAUUUACUUCAUUUACCUCGCUCUUUUAUUCUAAUUCAAACUCAAAUAUUGAUUCUAGACGCAUAGAUGACUCAUUAAAGGAGGCAGACGAGUUUACCAAGAGGACAAGCGACACUACUUUUAUUCAAACCCUAUAUAAGAAAACUCCCAAUGAAGAAAUUAGACAAGGGAUCAUCGAUGCUUUCUUCCGUGAAUAUUCAAAAUGGAGAAAAGAUACUUUUAUUGCCGACGUCAAAGGAAUUUUACCUAAAAGUUCUGGUCAAUUGGGUAAAGAUAUAGAUCGCAAAUUAGAUGAAGAACUUACAUUAUUGAAGCGAGAGCUGGAAGAUCGUGAAUUUGAAAAAAUAUGCAAAAAAAUUGAAGAAAAUUAUUCAACAGGGCGUAAACUCAAGAUAAUAGACAUCAUUGAAUCCUACUAUUAUACAUCAUUUCACUUCACCUAUGAGAUUGAAACGACACAACCUGAUCAAUUGCAAAUUACUAUUUACGAGACAUCGUUGGAACAAUCUGAUGCCUUUGAAGUACAAGAGAAUGAAUUACAUGUACCUAGACCUAGGUUGUUUACAAACCCUUAUGGACAAGCAGGAACAUCUUUUCACAUUAAUCCAGAUGUGUAUGAAAUGAGCGGAGUGCUAAAUGUUUACGCAUUUGAUGAAGGAUAUACUAAUCUAUUUCCACGCAAUUCAAAUGUUCAAAUAUUACAAUGGUACAACUCUAAGGCCCCAGAUAUACAACAUUUCUUCUUCAUUAAGGAUACUGAAGAAUUAUGCUUUGUGGAAGUUGGAGGACGAGCGCGCAUCUAUAACCUUGUUAAUGGCCAAUUUCGUCCAGGAAUAGGGCAAGUUCCAGCCAAUGCAACAAAUGUCAUGUCUACUCCUGAUGGUGCAUGUAUUGUUGCUUUUGUGAAAGAAACGUUACAAGUAGAACAACCACUUAAAAACGAUGACGAGGAAGAAGAAGAAGAUUCUUCCGAUAUUAAUGACGAUGUUAAUGAAACUACGAGUACUCCAAAAGUUGAAGAAAAAUAUUUCGCGUAUAUAUAUUUCUGUACAAGCUUUGGAAAACCUAAUGCCAACAAAGUCAUCGAAAUGCCUCCAAACAUGCAGUCUUUUGAAUACCACCAGUUUUCUUUCAUCAAUAAACGUCAAAUCCAUAUAACAACUCUUGACAUCGAGAAUGGUUCAUUCUGUUCAUCAAUUGUAAAAAUUACUCUUGAAAAAACACAAUAUCGUUUCCAACAGAGGUCACAAAAAAGAUCUCUGGGUCAAGCAAGACUAUCUACUUCUCGAAAUAAAAACUUUUCUAUUGUUGAAGGGAAGAAUACAAAUUUCACAAGGGAUGUUCGCGAAGGAGAAAUCUUUGUAUUAUCGGGUGAAAAACAUAAUGUAUUAGAGAUUAUUUCAGAUACAAAAUUAAAGAUUUCUAAAUCUUCUCAACCGGCAAACAAUGAAUGGUCGGAAUUCAGAAUUGAGCCAAAAACAAACCUUAACGGUCUUAUCGAUGCCUACAGAAUGAUGUUUGAGAAAUACCCAGUUGACAAUUCUAUUGAUAUAGAACAAACUCGACCUUUAACUUUACAAAUUGCUUUGGAUACGCAGGAUGAUGAUAAAGUUGAAGAUUAUAAAGAUAAAUUUGAAGAUUAUGUGGCCGAAAUGUUUGAAGAGUUAAAACGAUCAACAAAGAAACCGGCUACUUCUCUAAAAAAGUUUACUGUAACGGCUACUAAUUUUAAUGAUUUCAAUGUUGUUGAUUCUAAGUUCCAACGAAAAAAUACCACUGAAUAUCAACUUGGAGAAUGGAUAAUCCAGUUAUCAGUCUUAAUUCCUAUUCAAAUCGCUGUUGCACGCAAUAAUAUGUUCACUCCACUAAGAGAUGGUUUGUCGUCAGAGGUUGAACAUGCAGACCUUGAAGAUGGUUACGCGAGACAUGUUGAUGCAAUUGCGCAAAAUAUAAGUUUUGGAUGGUAUGAAGGCAUAUUUAAACAUUUUGGAAAUCGACAAGUUAAAGUAGUUAGUUCAAUGGGUGAACAAAGUUGUGGAAAAUCUUAUAUGCUAAAUCAUCUGGUUGGAACAACGUUUGACGGUUCUGCGAUGCGUUGCACUGAAGGAGUAUGGAUGUCAUUAGUUAUCACUAAACAAUACUUAUACGUUGCUCUGGAUUUUGAAGGACUCAAAUCCCUUGAACGAACGCCUCAAGAAGGCAUAGAUAUGUCAACAAUGUUUCAAAGGUUCCAAGACGGUGCAACAUUUUUUGAAUCUGAUCCAAAGAUAUUUCAGGCAAAACUUUGUAUCAUUAUUAAAGACGUGCCAAGACAAGAUCGUGAAGACAUUGUUAGAGAGUUUUCGUUAAAAUUUAAUACUUUGGUAGCCGAGGAAGGUGAAGAUAAUUUCAUAACUCGGAUGUACCCUAGUGGAUUGAAUAUCACUCCUUGGCCAAUUUUUAAUGAUUCUGCAUGGUUCAAGAGUUUAAAAGAUCUUAAAAAGCUUCUUGACAAACAAAAACCUAAAUAUGAGAACGCACGUAUAUUUUUGCAAAAUACAAAAGUGAUUAUGGCUAAAUUGAAGAUUUGUGAUUGGGGAUCUUUAGAUGAAAACCUAGUUCAAAUUCGUGUUGCAACACUUAAAAGACUUCUUCCAAUAGCUGUUGCAUUUGGUGUUGAGCAAAAAGAUCAAGUUAUUGAACAUUUAUUGAAUCGUGAUACAGGUCAUUGUAUUACAGAUCCUACUGUUCCAAUAUCUGAUAUAUUUGAAGACUUAGAUAACACAGCAAGUUUACUUCCUGAUGCAGAAAUUUUACUAUUCGAUGAAAGUAAAGACUUUAUUCAACUUUCGGAUUAUCUAAGAGCUUACUUUGAAGAGAAUAUACAACAACGUAAAGAGGCGCAGAAUGAUAGUAUAUGGUUUAACCAUUUGGGAAAAUUCUUUAAAUAUAUUGUUGAACGUCGAGUCUUGCGUGUUCAAGAAUGGUUUACACAAAAUACUGAUAAAUUUCCGCAGGAUAAUAGUGAUGUUGUGAUUGGCCGAUAUGCAGUUGAACAAGAAAUGAAUAAGCUUACAAUUCUUUGGACAUUAUGUGGUCUUACUUGCAAUGAUUGCAACCUUAAAUGUUUAGAAAAUCGUGAUCAUGAAGGAGGACAUAAUUGUCUGACUGAUCAUACAUGCCACACUACUUGCCAAUUUACUGAAGCACAUAUCGAUAAAAAUCACAUCCCACUAUGUAGUCACAAAGCUGGUCAUGAAGGAAAACAUGCAUGUUCGCAGAUCAGCCACUUGUGUGGAAAACCUUGUCGCUUUUCAGAUAAACGAAAUUGUCAAAAAAGGUGUUCUAAGGAGAUUGGUCAUGAAGAUGACGAUGAAGACCAUUUAUGUCAAUCUCCACGUCAUUAUUGUGGAGCACCAUGCUCGUUAGUUACCAACACAUCAAAGGGUGAUUAUAAUUGUCCUAACAAAUGUAUUAUACCAUGCGAAGAGCAGCACGAUUCUCAUAGGUGCGAAAAUGAAACGUGUCCUAUUCCAUGUCCGAUGAAAGAUUGUCAACGACGUUGCAAAAGCGACGAUCAUUUUCAUGCCUACUCUGGAAUUUCUGUCAAUCACUUUUGUGGGAAUGAACAUCAAUGCCAAGAAUCGUGUGAAGAUCCUGGAUUAUGUAAAGUCCAAACUGAGCCGAAGAAACAAGAAGAAGUCUAUAAGGGACUUGUUGAAAAUACCUCAAUUACUUUUAUCAAGUAUAUUCAAGUAAGUGAGAGGUUACAGUGUAGUAGAAAGAUUCCACCAGGCUCAUUCAGUCAUACGGGAAAGCACUCCCAUGAUCCAAAUGGAGAAGGUGUACAUUAUUGCGAUAAAAAGUGCAGCUUUUGUGAAUAUUACUGUACUUUGCCCUAUGGACAUAUACAAACCUUACAUGAAACACGCCAUGGAAAUAUGAUCCAAACAGAAUUCACUGCAGAAGAUAACGAGUUUGAAUAUGGAGGACAUCGACACAUUGACUAUUGUCAAAACCCGGAUGCAUGUAAAUUCAGCACAAAUCAGAAUCAAGAUAUCCAGCAUAUCGAUGGUCGAGUUCAUCCUAAUCCAGAUGAAUCGAAAGAUUUUAUAUCUCACCGGCUCUUUUGGGAACGUACUGGUUUUAAAGAUCCGUACACUGCUCAAGAACAACAGGAAUUUUCUAGAUGCGAUCAUGAAUGUAAAGAUGAAAAACAUCAUAAAUCACAAAAUCCAAAUGGUCCACCUCCAUCAAAGUCCUAUUGUGAAUUGCAACUUUUCCACGCUCCAGUUGACCCAUCUCAAAAUCCACCAAAUGGAUAUGGAUAUGUUUCUUUAGACGGGCACCACUUUAAUUGCGAAAAUCCAAGUACAAGAGAAGCUGCAUUUCACAUAAUUUUUGUUUUAGAUCGGUCUGGAUCUAUGAAUGAACGUGAUAGGAGGCCACUUCAAAAUACACCAAUUUAUAAUACUCUUACCCAAACUCAUAAUAAUAGGCUUGGUGCUGUUUAUAAUGCAGUUCAUUCAUUCUUAACUACACGAUUUACAACACAAAAUGCACUAUCUACUACACUUAAUACUGUUGCAGCUUCUCGAGAUACAAUUUCUUUAGUCCUUUUUGACCAUGAAGUAGUCGUUGGAAUUGAAAAUGAGCCAUUAUCCAAUCAUAAUAGCUUUAUAAACACUAUGCUUCAAUAUAAUGCAAGAGGCGGAACCGAUUUUAAUAAAGCGAUUCAGAAGGCCGGAUUUUUAAUUGAAAAACAUUUUGAUCCCACCAAAACGAGUGUUGUCAUAUUUUGUUCAGAUGGAGAGUGCGGAAUACCAGAUGGGCAACUAAAUCAUAUUUGUUCGAAAAAUAAAGAAAGAGGAUCUCCUAUAUUCCUCCAAACUAUUUUGUUCAGCAGUAAUUCAAUGAGUCCAUCAUUGCAAAAAAUGGCAGACAUUGCACAAAAAUAUCUUCCACAGCAAACCUCUUCGGGGUCGUUAAAAUGCCAAUUCACAAGAGCUAUUGAUGAGGUUAACCUAGUUAAUACUUUUACUGGAGUAGCAGAAAGUUUAAGAAAACAUAAGCCAGCAUUGUUAAGAAAGAACAUAUAA